AAAAGUAAUUUUCCUCAGAUUUUGCUUGACGUAGUAGGCCUAUUUGAAUUUGAGACGUGCUGUUUUAUGGUGCAUGUCUGUCACAUUGGACAGGUGUUAAAGUCAUGUGACAAACUUCCUUCCUGGUUAGCUGGCAUAAAGGCAAUAGUCUGUCGUCAGCCGCUGCUCUGCUCUGCUCAUGACGCAAAGCACAGUUCGACAGUUAAACCACUUCAUGGGGAUCAAUACUGACCUCUUCCUUAUCAGCUGAUGAGGACUUUGGCAUUUCGAGUGCAGCGAUGACGCCCGUGUGGAUCCUGGCGUGUGCGGUCUUGGUGCUCCGUGGAUCCGCCUGCGCUGCGCGGGACGUCCGGAGACCCAACUUUGUGCUGUUGAUGGUGGAUGACAUGGGAAUCGGAGACCUCGGGUGCUACGGAAAUAAAACAUUAAAGACCCCAAACAUCGACCGUCUGGCUGAAGAGGGGGUCCGUCUAACGCAGCACAUCGCCUCAGCACCCCUCUGCACCCCAAGCAGGGCAGGGUUCCUCACCGGCCGCUACCCUAUACGCUCUGGUAUGGUGAGCCAGUCCAAAGUGGGCGUGUACAUCAUCUCAGCGGCGUCUGGAGGUUUACCCAAUCAGGAGCUGACCUUCGCCAGACUUGCCAAAGACCAAGGCUACUCAACCGCCCUCAUAGGUAAGUGGCACCUGGGUCUGAACUGCGAUCGCCACGACGACCUGUGCCACCACCCCAGUGCCCACGGCUUCGAGCACUUCUACGGCAUCAGCAUGACCAACCUGCGCGACUGCCAGCCGGGACACGGCUCCGUGUUCCAGCACGUGCACACACACGUCCCCUACGGCUCGCUGGCGCUGGGCGCCCUGGCGCUGGCCUUCCUGCACGCGCGAGGCGUGGUGUGUGUGCCCCGACGUCUGGCCCUCGGCAUGCUGGGGCUGGUGGUGAUGGCGGCAGCACUGUUCGGCGUGUUCCGCUGGACAUUCCGCGAUCUGAACUGCUUCCUGAUGCGCGGCGCCGAGGUGGUGGAACAGCCGUUCGUCUCGGAGAACCUGACCAGAAGGAUGACCGCAGAGGCCCUGCAGUUCCUGGAGAGGAACUCAGAGAGGCCGUUCCUCCUCUUCCUGUCCUUCCUGCAGGUGCACACGGCACUCUUCGCCUCCUCUCAGUUCCAGGGGCGGAGUUCUCACGGUCUCUAUGGCGACGCCGUCAUGGAGGUUGACUGGAGUGUAGGUGAGGUAUUGCGGGCACUGGACCGGCUGCGGCUGGCGGAGCAGACGCUGGUGUAUCUGACCUCAGAUCAGGGACCACACCUGGAGGAGAUCUCAGUGCGUGGAGAAGUGCAUCACGGCUACAGCGGCAUCUACAGAGCUGGGAAGUCCACUAACUGGGAGGGGGGCAUCCGUGUGCCGGGGCUCCUGCGCUGGCCGGGGGGCUUUCCUGGGGGCAGGGACAUCUCUGACCCCACCAGCAACAUGGACCUCUUCCCCACCGUGGUCAAGCUCGCAGGAGCCUCCAUACCUCAGGACAGGGAGAUAGAUGGUCGUGAUCUGUUGCCUCUAUUGCGAGGAGAAUCGGAGCGAUCGGAACAUGAGUUCCUGUUCCACUACUGCAACGCCUACCUCAAUGCUGUGCGCUGGAGCCCGAGAAACAGUUCUGCGGUGUGGAAGGUGUUCUUCUUCUCGCCCAUCUUCCACCCUGAGAACAGUUCCGCCUGUUUCCACACCCACGCCUGUUUCUGCACGCCUGGCUACGUCACCUACCACGCCCCCCCGCUGCUCUUUGACCUCUCCAGGGACCCGUCCGAGAGCCGGCCGCUCACGCCGGACACCGAGCCGGCCUUCCGCGCCGUGCUGGAGGCGGUCGCCGCGGCGACGGAGCGGCACAGCCGCGGGGUGGUACCCGUGCCGGACCAGCUGUCGCCGGGCAACAUGCUGUGGAAGCCCUGGCUGCAGCCCUGCUGCUCCAGCUGGACUCGGCUCUGCCGCUGCGCUCGUGACCACCAGCAGGGGGAGCUCACGCUCUCUCACUGAGCCUCGCCGAGCGCCGUUCACAAAGAGGUGGAGAAGUCCAGCUCCAGGAAGUAAAACACAGGAGAUCUCACCAAUUAGCUGAUCUACCUGGCUGGAGAGUUGUGUAGAAUGGACCAAUUUAACAGUGUCCAGGUGUCCGGCCUCAUUGAUGUUAAUGAUGCCUUAAUUGGCAGGGUAAAACGUCUUCCUGUUUCUGUCUUUCCUGUGGACAUUUCUUUUGCUGUCUAUGGGACAUUGCUCGUCCACAGGAAGUUGAUUUACACAGCUUGUGAAAAUGGGCUAAUCAGCUGGUUUAAGUGAAUGGUUGGCACAGACAUGUAGUAUGAGGACUACAAACCGGGUUUCUGUAGCGGGACUUCUCCACCUUUUGAUGAUGUUAGCAUGUUAGCUUCCACUAUAAUCAGUGGAACUGGCAACAACAGGUGUGGGUAUGGUUCAUACAUUUGAUGGUGGUACACACACAGUAUCUCCUUAAACUGUUUUAGAACUCCGGAAGCAGAGCGCUUGAGUUCCACGGCUGGCUGAUGGACUCGGAUGGGAGGUGUGUGUGUGUGUGUGUGUGAGUGUAAGAGGCGAGUGUAAAACAGGUGUAAAUAACAGCCUGCUAAAGGGAAUACAGGGGCUGCGUGGGAACCAAGCCGCAGCAGCUAGUGACCUUGUUUACAUGUUUACAUCCUCGCCACUUUACCACUCACACUCGUCUCCAUGGUAGUGUGUUCUCUCAGUGGAAAGAGUUUAUAGACAAACAGCAAGUGUGUGUGUGUGUGUGUGCUUACCUCUGAGACAGUAUUGCAUUAAAGCCUCCAGAUUCACACCAUAACACUAAUGAGUCAGUAUUGCAUCAUUAGUGUUAUGGUGUGAAUCUGGAGGCUUUAAAGCAAGUUAAAUCAUCAUGAUUGAAAAUGUGAAAUGUAAGUUUAGUUAUGACUGGAUUGUAAAUAAAACAUCAAAUCAAACACACACAAAUGUGAUUAGAGGUUUAGUAGUUUAUUUUAAAUGUAGUUUAAUUGUAAAUGUAGCUUUCACUGGGCAUUUAAUCCCAGGGUGUGUGUGCGCGCACGAUGAACCUUAGUUGUUUAUUUCUGUGUCCCUCUGUUGAUUCCUGUUAUAUAUGGCUUCCUAGUGGAACAGAGAAGUGUGUGUGUGUAUACUGUUCUGUCUGGCUAGCAUUAUGAAAUGUGUUUGUGUGUGUGUGU
Molecule: messenger RNA, 3223 nt
Organism: Alosa alosa (allis shad)
Lineage: Eukaryota; Metazoa; Chordata; Actinopteri; Clupeiformes; Clupeidae
Gene: sts
Product: steroid sulfatase (microsomal), isozyme S
Exons: 10
Coding region: 279-2027 (582 amino acids)
Molecular function (GO): arylsulfatase activity
Source: RefSeq, a predicted model, not a curated record